CUUGCUAGUAAUAAGCCAACUCGUUACCCCAAUGCCCGAUCUGAACAUCUCUCUCGCUUUCGCGCUUGCAUAAUGUUUUGAAAAUAGCUUUUAAUCACACUCACCCAAACACACAUUUAGGGCUCCGAAUCAUGGAAUCGGAUCUUCCAUUGAUGGAACUGACUGAAGAAGACGAUUCUCUUAUCGAACCGUUUCCAGAUCCCAAGCAAACACCUUCGAAAUCAUCAUUCAAUUACUUUAAUUGCUCGCCUCUCGCACUUCCACCUUCACGCACCAAAAGUUUGAAAGAUGGUGUUCAUACAGAGAAACCUACCACUUCAUCUUCUGAAUCUAGCAACAAUAAAGAGAAUAUAAACUCAAACAAUUUAGAAAUGCCAAAAUUAGGUAUGGGACCUAUCCAAAUGAAGAGGAGAAAGAAGGGAGCAGAAUGCAAUUUACGGAAAAGCUUAGCAUGGGAUAGAGCUUUCUUUACUGAUGAAGGCAUUCUCGAUCCACGUGAAUUGAAUAUGAUUACUGGUAUCAAUGCUUACACAUGUGGAAGGGGAUUGCCUACUAUAAGUGAAGAGGGAAAUAGCUCAUUUUCUUCAGGUAGCAGAUAUAGAAAUGAACCCAAUGAUAUGGAGGCCUCUAAAGAAGCUCUACUUAAAGAGUUACAUAACAAGAGUCACACAUCAAAGGGAAACAGAGUGGGAAAUCAUGAUUCUUUACCUCAUCAUAAAAUUACACACAAAGUUCUCUUAACUGAUCAUUCAAAUUCAAAUAGAACAAGGCCAAAUUCAAACAUUUUGAGAACAACAAAAAAGGAUUCCAAGCUUCCUAAACUACCCAUGUCAAAACUCGGAUCUUGCUCUUCUACAAAGGGUUCUAUAACAACAACAAGCCAAUUGAGGCAUAAUCUGAUUCCUAAACCACCUGUAAAUUCUCAGAAGAAUGUUGGGUUGAAAAGCUCUUUAAAAGACUUUAAAGCAAAAACAGGAUUAGACAACCCCCAUUCUAAAGAGCUAGCUCAAAAGACUGUAAAAUCGACACACUCAUCUUCUAAAGCAACUUCUUCAACCAAAUCACAGUUUGUACAUGUUGACAAAGCUCAUAGUGGGUUAGAAAUGGUUCCAGAUAGAUUGCAUUCAUGUGAAAUUCAUGACGAAUCUACCCCUCUUCCAGCUAAAACUCUACCUCAAUAUACUCCAACAACUUCAGUAAAGAACAACUCAUUGCCUUCAGGACUAAGAUUGCCUUCACCUUCACUCCGAUUCUUUGAUCAGACAACAGCUACACCAAAAACACAGAAUGGACAAUGUUCUGUAUUAAAUUCUCAUACUACCCCUUGUGGUAGUCCAUCAUCCAAUUACAUGGUGAACAAAGGAGUCUUAAAUUCAAAUGUAUAUCAAGAUAUAGUGAGAAAAAUGCAAUACGAGUGUAUUAGUGCUUCUGAUGUUGAGUCACAUAAGGUCAUUGAGCAAGAGAAAAGAAUCCUUGAACACAAGGGCAAAAUGGGAAUUGAGAAAAUUGCAUUGAAGGGUAAUGAGGAGAACAGAGAAGGCAAGAAUGCCAACAUUCAAUUGUCUGAAAAUGAUGAAAGAGUUCCUUUUGUUCUUGAAACAAAAGAUGAUCAUAUCUCCACUUCAGUGUCUACAUCUGAACAAUCCAUUCAACAUCAAGAACAAAAACUUUUGACUAUGGUUGAAGUGGGCCCAUGUGAAAUUGCAACUAAGAUUAAUGAUCAUCUUUUGGUAGAACAAAGUGGCUCAACUUAUUCAAGUACUUAUCCACAGAGUUUGGAUAUAAUACCAAUUGAAGAUGAAUUUAAAAACAAUAAUGAAAAUCAAAGGCAUCAAGAAAUGGGGAUAAUUAUUGAGAGCAUGUUAACAACUACACAUAGUGUAGAAGCUGAGGUGUCAAAGAUAAGCUUUGGGGAAGAAUUUGAAGCUAAAGUGAAAGUGCUUCAAGAAACAAAGAGUCCAACAAUGUUGAAGAAAAGGUCAUAUAACAUCAAGUGGCAAGAUAACUCUUCUAUCAAGCAUCCAAUAAAUGCUAUUGAAGCUUGUGAUGAGGAUCUUGUUCAAACAUCAAAAAGGGAACAAUCUGAUACCAAAAAAUCAAAUUCUUGUAAGGUUAAUCAUGUGGAGUCCCAGAGGGGCAAAAUUGGAAAAAAAGAAGAUGACGUUGGAGCCACAACUCCUUGCAUUUCUGCUUUGAUGAAUUCUCAGUUCCAUGAAGGGCAUUCUGGUAAUUUCGUUAGGCCUGAAGAAAGCUCAGGUUUACACACAACCGAGGUUAAUGAUCAUAUUUCUCAAGACAAAAAUGCAAAUCCAAAAGAAAAUAACAAAGAAGCAACAGUGUUGAUGAAGAAGUCAAAUAACAUCAAGAAGCAAGAUAAGUCUUUGGUCAUACAUCAAGAGGAUCUUGCUCAAACAUUAAAAAGGGAACAAUCUGAUACCAAAAAAUCUAAUGCUUGUAAGGUUAAUCCCGUGGAGUCCCAGAGGGGCGAAAUUGGAAAAACAGAAGAUGACGUUGGAGCCACAACUUCUUGCAUUUCUGCAUUACUGAAUACUGAAGGGCAUUCUGGUAAUUUCGUUAUGCCUGCAGAAAGCUCAAGUCUACAAGAGGGACCUUUUGAAAUUGCAAGUGAGGUUAAUGAUCAUAUUUCUCUAGAAAAAAAUGUGAUUCCAAAUGUUGUUCAAGAAGAAAAUAACAAAGAAGCAACAGUGUUGAUGAAGAAGUCAAAUAACAUCAAGAGGCAAGAUAAUAAGUCUUUAGUCAUAGAUGCUGUACCCUUCUCUGAUGAAUGGUUAGCAGCUAUUGAAGCUGCUGGAGAGGAAAUCCUUACCAUGAAGUGUGGGGCUGUACAGCAUUCGCCUCCAGACAAAUCUAUUCCUGAACGAAAUCCAUGGUCUCCGGUGAAAAAUAAAGCUAAUCAGAUUGGGCCUUACGACUGCACAAAAGGUGUUGGGGACCGACCAAUGAGGUUUUGCCAUGUGGAAAUUAAGAAAUGGUCGAAGAGUGCGAGGGCGAUGGAGGUGGUGAACAGGACGAAAACGAUCAUAUUUCUGAUAGGGAUUUGGAAGUGGGGUCUGAUAUGGUGGUCCAUGGCUAAGGCUUGGAGGACUAUUAGACUCAUUUGGACGGUGAUUGGGGUGCAUAGUAGGUUUCAUGUUGACAAUAAUGAGGAGAUUUGA
Molecule: messenger RNA, 3176 nt
Organism: Lactuca saligna
Lineage: Eukaryota; Viridiplantae; Streptophyta; Magnoliopsida; Asterales; Asteraceae
Source: the annotation of a GenBank genome assembly